GUCCUUUCCGAUAACUCGAUUAUCUUUCCCUGAAUACUCUUCAAGUGGGCAUGCGCAAAAAGCGGAAAUUUACUUCCGGGGACUACACAAACCAGGAAGUAAACAGCAACAAGUGAAAAUGGAAAGUAAAGAUUCAAAACUAAUAAAGAAAACGGGCAGGAAAACCCCUAAGUACUAUUGUAUUUGUAAAGGAAUUUACAGAGGAAAGGUUAUUGAUGGGAGAAAAGUGUCAUUGCACCGUUUUCCUCAGAACAAACGUUUAAAACGUGUGUGGGUGCAGCGAUGUAAAACGGUCAUGAGAUCGUUCCAGUGGAAUGAACACAGACGAUUGUGUAGUGAGCAUUUUGUUGGCUUCAGAGGACCUUCAUUCCAGCAUACACUUCCAUCUAUGUUUCCAACUGAGACUGGUGCUACCAAAACCUUCCAGCCAACGCUCCUUGAUGAAGACGUAGGUGAUGAUGAUGAUGGUGAUACGGUCAAUGACGAUUUAGACCUAGAACUGUCAAAUGAUGAUAGUAUACAGCCACAACUGUCAUUUGUAUCCCCUUCCGGGCAUGCCAUUGAUACCUCUGUCCACCUGCAUGAUUACUGCAUGGGACCAGUACUACAGCCACAGAAUCAGUCCUUUAGAUGUUGUGACACACAGACUGAGAACAACUGUGCAGUGAUGGAAGUACAAACUGAAGAAAGUUUCCUGGGAAAAACAGCAGACUUCAGUUCACAAACAGAACAUUCUACUAGAGACUUUGGUGUACAAUGUCAGCUACCUAUGCUCACAUAUGAUGACGUAAAAUACAAUGACGAUUUGGUCAGUUUUUACACCGGAAUCCCUAAUCGAGUUGUGUUUGAAGCUUUGUUUGAUGAAAUCAAGGAUGAAGCUGAAGUGCGGACAUCAAGGCGGAAACUUAACUAUAAAGAUUCAGAUGGAGGACGGCCAAGAACUCUAAGUGUUCUGGAUGAAUUUUUCAUGGUGCUGAUGCGCCUACGUCUAGGUCUGUUAUUUGAAGAUCUAGGUACUAGGUUUUGCAUAUCCACUUCACAAUGUAGUGACAUUGUUGAAAGAUGGAUCAACUAUUUACAUGUACAAUUAUCCUUUCUUGUUCAAUGGCCAUCUCGUGAGGUAGUGAAAAAUAACAUGCCUGAACAAUUUAAAGAGAAAUAUUCUAACACUAGAAUUAUUAUCGACUGCACUGAAAUUUACAGUGAAACAUCCAGUUCUCUUUCUUUGAAAAGUUUAAUGUACAGUGAUUACAAGUCUCACAUGACUCAUAAUAUUUUGGUGGGUAUAAGCCCAAAUGGUGUUGUAACUUUUGUUUCUGACUGUUGGGUGGGCUGUACCAGUGACAAGAAACUCACAGAAAAAUGUGGACUCUUGGACUUGCUUGAAGAAGGAGACGCCAUAAUGGUUGAUAAGGGUUUCACUAUUACAGACCUUACUACUCCAAGAGGCAUUCAUCUCAUUAUUCCACCAUUUAAACAGAAAGGAAAACAAUUCUCUAAACGUGAGGUUCUCCUUACAAAAGAUAUUGCAAGUUUACGAAUACAUGUUGAAAGGCAAAUGGAGAGAAUCAAGAACUUUCGAAUAUUGCAUGGCAAUAUUCCUAUAACACAGUCAAGGAGAAUUUCUAAAGUGUUCAAAAUAUGCACAUAUUUGACAAAUCUAUGGCCACCACUUGUUCAAUAAUAACUCAUGUGUCAAUGAAAGCGUUUGUAUAUAUCAAGCAUUAGAUUUAGGGAUAAAAACUUGUAUACUUCUAACUAGAACAAUGAAAUUACAAUUUUGUUUUAAAAUCAUUUUUUCGAGCAAGUUAUAUGAUAACAUAUGAGAUUACACAUUUGAUUCAGGUUUGACAAAAAUGGAUAAGGAAAUAUGCUCAUGUGAAUGGAUUUCAAGAUUUGAUUUGAAACAUGUAUGCAUUAACUGAUCAAUUUAUUGAUAUAAUUUUUUGUUUGUGAAACAUCUGCUUUGUAUUUUGUGGUUUUAUUAUUUGUAACAUUUCUAAGAAUAAAAGUCAA
Messenger RNA from Mya arenaria, 2016 nucleotides. RefSeq lists its product as uncharacterized. Bases 119 to 1684 code for a protein of 521 amino acids. The transcript has 3 exons. The record is from RefSeq and is a predicted model, not a curated record. Lineage: Eukaryota; Metazoa; Mollusca; Bivalvia; Myida; Myidae.